Molecule: messenger RNA, 1761 nt
Organism: Clonostachys solani
Lineage: Eukaryota; Fungi; Ascomycota; Sordariomycetes; Hypocreales; Bionectriaceae
Source: the annotation of a GenBank genome assembly
AUGUCAGAGGAGUUGGAGGAACCCUGCCCAAGAUUUCUCGACGGCUUUCCUUUCAGCCCUCUCCCCGCCUAUCGUUACAAGGCAGAGCUUUUCAGCAAGCUCCCACCCAAAGAGGAAACCUCUAUUCUUGUAGAGUCGUACUUUCGCUCGUUUGCAUGGAAUCUGACACCUAUCACACGCCCGGCAUUCGAUGCACUCUUCGAAAGAGUGUAUAGUUCGAUAGGAACAGAUGACAUUCUUAAGAGGAUACAUAUGCACCAGCUAUCACUGCUUUUUGCCGUCUUUGCCAUGGGAGCGCACCACUGUCUCGAGUACCCACCCAAUGAUCCUAUUGUGGAAGAGUACAUCAAGUUGGCAAAAUGCUGCCUCUCACAAGGCGGUUUCCUGGUCAAAAACACGAUCCCCGGGCUACAAGCGCUGAUGGGCCUACAUAGGGAUGGCUCAAAAUGGAACCUACCACCAGACGUGAUCGAAGAGCGAAGAUUGGUCUUCUGGGAGUGCUACACUAUCGACACUUUCCAGGCACACUGCUUUUCACGCCCACCGUUGAUGCGUGCCAACCACUUUGAUACGCAGCUCCCUCGUCCAUCCCACGCCAGUACGCAUUUAGCGGCUGGCCAUGAUAGAGAUUACAUGGCUAAAGACUUUAAAUAUAUGAAAUACGAAAUCGUAAAGGUUUUGGCUCGGUUGCUUGACCUGACCCUGGAUGUUUCCCCCCCACCAUACGAGCGUGUCAAUAAUGAAUACGAAAAAAUAUGUGCCUUUGAGCGCUCUAUACCAUUCCAUCUGCGUUGUCGGGACGCUUUGGUUGCAACGAUAUCCCUAUAUCCAACGCCAGAAGCCGCUGUUUGCGACAGCCCGCCUCCCAACCGGAGGGACCUAAAGCGAACGUUUGAGCAAUUCACCUUAGCAAUGCACGUUUCCGAGGCAGUUCUUUUCCUCCAACGACCGUAUUUUGUCAGAGCCAUGAAUGAAAACCCCGCAGACCCUGUCCUAUCAAAAUACGGCGCCUCCUUCCUGGCAGUAGUCGAGAGAUGCAAUGUGGUGACUCAGAUCGUUCGCGGUCUGACAGAGCUCCAUCCUGCUGUUGCGUCCCGCCAUUGGUUCUUCUGGUACCACCUGUUCAACGCGGCUGUCUGCGUCGGAUCUUUGGUGCUCCGAUGCCCCCAUUCUCCCAUGGCUCCCUUCGCCAUGACAAUUCUGAACGAAGCUAUCUCGGCGUACAGUGUCGUUACGCGCCUAAACACCUCUUCCACGCUCGACCUGAACCACGGGCGGCUACUUCAGCUUCGCCGUCGAAGCGCAGCAAAGCUAUCGCAAGGCUCCUCGGGUGGGGCUGCAAAGGUCAUACAAGCUCCAGGCUAUGAUGCAAGUGAUGGGGACAAAGUGGAUCAGCAAGUCGAUGAAGAGCUGUUAUGCUGGCGUACGCGCCUGAUCGAACGUGGAGAGAGCACCUCCAAUCACCAGCAUAAAUCGACAACUAUUGUCAACAAACCAGACUACGGGUCUAACAUAUCGAUUGAUAUCGAGUCCGGAUCAGUAAUUUCAACCAUGGGCGGGGAACAGAAUCUCAGCGACGAGGAUCAAAGGAUUCUCAACGAGGCGAAAGCCAACAGAGAUAAUCCAGACCAUCCUGCCCACAAGGAUCAUCCCGAUCAUAAGCACUAUGUCGGGGAUCUAGUCAAGCGAUUCGGCCAUUCUGUCAUCUUUGGUGCCGGUGCAACUGUUGGAAGCAAUAUUGUGAAUGGAAUCUUUCACUAG